AUGCUAGACUUUGUCCUCCACCCGUCUUCUCCUGACACGAGUGGCAUACCUGUCGAAGAUGAGAGGUUGCAGAAGGUGACGGAGUGGGUGUCCAAGCAGGAAGAUCCCAUUGACGGCGAACUGCUUCCAGAUGCAUCUCAGACCGCAAAGGAGCUUCUGGCGAAGGGCCUGUUUAAGGUCAAGUUCACCGCGGCUCUCCUUAACGGGAUUGAACCCGAAGAUGGUGGGGGCGUGGGCACUCCGUUCGAGCGCGAGGGCAACGGCGACUACUUGUUGAAUUCGGUGGCGGCCUUCUUUGCCAAGGAGGGAGGUCGAAAAGCGAACCUGACCUGUACUGCGAUCACACGCUGGAUGCCCAGGGACGAUUGGUAG
Ectocarpus siliculosus is the source of this 372-nucleotide messenger RNA. Lineage: Eukaryota; Phaeophyceae; Ectocarpales; Ectocarpaceae. The record is from the annotation of a GenBank genome assembly.